GAUUAUGCACAGCAAAGAGAUGGCCAUCGAGGGCCUGCCGCUGAGGAGGCAGGAGCGCGGUGCCAACGAUCAAGACAUUCUUGCUGGAGCAGAUUUUCUAUCAGUCUUCAUGGAAUCAUCACUCAGAAGGGCUUUCAGCGAAACCACCUCAACUACAGCCCCCACCACAAUCGUAAUAGUUGAAGAAGAAAAUACUCCGCAGCAAACCCCAACUACCAUCUUCACUCGACCCUCGAGAAGCACCCAUUCAUUUGCUCAAACGACAGAACAGUUACAUGUUAGUGAUAGGAACCUAAUUUCCAGUGAUUCUAGUGAUAGUGAAGAAGGCGUCAUAGUGGCGGUCAGAGUGUCGUCUUCUGUAGGUAGAUCAGUAAAUAAAGAACAGUUCCAUAACGUAGAUAGCACAACGUUUCAGCAAACUAUCACUUUGACGACUACAGAGUUACCAGAUCAAAGUUUCGUAGCUAGUGAAGAGCACCCCAGUAUAGUAGCAGCCGUGAGUAAAAGUGAACUUAGCGUGGAAGAGACCGAUCCAAUCACUAAAGACAGCGAUAUAGUUCAAGACUUCAGCGGGGGAUAUCCUGCUAGCGUACGAGAGCUUCCUAACCAAGCUCGCUCUUCGUACGACCCCACGGCAGGUUUCAUAGACCAGGCAUCAAGCAAAGACACCAAACAACCCUACCAAACCGUAAUAUAUCACGAUAACCCCAGUGAGGGUGCUAGAGCCAGGUCAGUGUCGUACAGUUCCAUUAUCCAAGCUCUUCCACAGGCUUCAGCCGAGACUGACAAGUCUGCACCCCAUGAUCGACACGAGAGAAACUACAAUGGUGCUGGAAGUCCCUACUCCAAUAUCUACAACUCAAACAGUGCCAAACCUAACAACACCAGGUCUGGAAACCCUGUAACACAGUGGAAAAAGAACUCUAAUGGACAAAUCAACCCUACAACCGAGAAAAACUGGGAGACCCAGGAGAAGCCUUACGUUCCUCCAUCUCCUACUCCUGCUCAUUUGCCGAAGGUCUUCGGAAGACCGGAGCAGAACUACGAGGUGGACGAGGCAGUGAGCGUUGUGACCAAUGGCAGAACACAUGGUGUACAGCCUAGCGUACCGUCGAAGCCUGAGAAAAAAGAGGAAGAUAACCAGAAGGUGGGUUACGUUGUUGAAGGAAGAAACUACAGGAGGUACAGGGUGGAAGAGCGAACACCUGAUGGCUUCAUUGUUGGUGAAUACGGGGUGGUUAGUCAUGACGAUGGUUCACUCAGAGGCGUGCGAUACACAGCUGAUGGUACCAUCAACCCGAAAUUGAUUUCAGAAGCUCUGUUGAAGUUUUUGUCGCUGUGAUUUCUUGCCACUGAAGCCAAUGUACUGAUCGAAUUUUAGUUCCUUUUGCGAUUUGGUGCAGUUUCCUGCUGACAACUGGUCUAGUUGAAUAGUAUUUAUUAUAUAAAGAUUUUCAACGAAGUUUUUAAUUUGUCAUCAGGAAACUACUUUAUUCGAACUCUGUCUCAUUUAACCGACUCUUUAAAUCAGACAAGAGUGAUAUUUGCGGGAGUAAGAAAUUUCCCUGAUCGAUUGUGCUAUCAUAAAAUUAUGCUCACAUUUUCUAAAUUUAGGUAAUCUCGACUUUUUGUAUCUAAUUUUAUUGAGAAGGUAAUAUAAUGUAGAACAUCGAAA
Leptinotarsa decemlineata (Colorado potato beetle) is the source of this 1675-nucleotide messenger RNA. RefSeq lists its product as uncharacterized. NCBI's taxonomy places the organism in Eukaryota, Metazoa, Arthropoda, Insecta, Coleoptera, Chrysomelidae. The record is from RefSeq and is a predicted model, not a curated record.